GUAGAUGAUGAUCAUACUAUAAUAGUUUACGGAACUCCGUCGAGUGUCGACUCCCACCUACCAACAACGCAAUACUGGGGUGGAACACAACGACACUAAACAAGCUCCACUCACAACUGGUACGUACUCGUACGUACUCGUACCGCAAGACGAAUUGUUGUUGUGAAAUCAUCGCACCUGCAUGGUACCGUACUUACCAUCCCAGCUGAGCCAUCACUUGUCAGGCAAGCAACCAAGGGGUAUAGUAUCAUUCGAGAAAGGCGUCUUCACUGCGUCGUGACCGAACGGGCAAGGCGGUCAAUCAAUCAGCCAUACAUCGAGCGAGUCCCAUUUUCGACCAUCCUCCAACAAUGAAAGCCAAGCUGUUGCGUUCCGGCCUGCUUUUGUUCGCCCUCUCCCAGAACUUGAAUUUUCUGUUCUUUCUCUCUGUUGAUUUCGAGUAUUGCGGUGCCUUUUCGGCGAAUGGUGGAAAUUCUCUCGGUACGCUGAUAGCUCACCAGCAAGUCGGAAAGGAGCAAACCAAACAAGCCGUUGGUUUCCGUCGACGUUCGUCGCUUGCCCUCGGUGCAGAGAGGGAUUGUCGAGUUGCGAUUUCGACCAAUAGCUCGGACAGCGUUGCAGGCGAACCUUACAACGAGAAUGACACGAGUCACAACGAUUUGGAGGCAGUGAAAUCGUUGACGAGGACAGCAAUGUAUCGUUGUGGCACGGAAGAAGGAUUGGAUGCUCUGAAAUCCUUGCGCGAACUUUGCGACAAUCGCCUUCCCUUUGACUUUGAUUCCGUUCACCGUCGACAAACAUAUGGGGGGAGAUUUUCAUCGCCAGACCCGAGAAACGCCGCCAUCGAUCAAGGCGAAGAAACGAUUUCUUUGCUGCCGGGUUUUUUGCCAACCCAAGCCGUCGGGGACUUUUUGGAAUCCGUCCGGUGCAUGGAAGAGCAGGGGUGGAUGAGCACUAAUCCAGAUUCUGUGGACGGUCUCCCGAGUCUUCACCUGAAUCUCGUUAGCCAGGGAAAGCCCUUGUUCGACGAGACGCCUCCAUCCUGUGACGAUUCUCGGGAGAGUCCGAGCGAGUAUUGCGACGAAGAUUCGUUCGAAAGCCAAAUCUUCCGGCUUUACGAUAUCGUUCGUCCUUACGUCUACGAAGAACUUCUUCCCAAGGUCGAUCAAUUGCUGAACAACGCCAACAAAUCCACUCCCAGAAAACGAAAACUCAGGGUCUCGGAUGUCUUUCUUCGGCGGUACGGGCAAGAUAUUUGCGGAGACGUCACACGGAACGGAAUCUCGAUCCACUACGAUGUUUAUUCGAGGGUCACGGCUGUCGUGGCUCUGGACGAAGUCGCUGCCGAGGGCGACAAUGGCCUCUUCACGCUGACCGUAGACGAGAACACGGGCGAGACCUCCAACCACAAGGCCCUGCGCAGGUUCUUUCCCCUGCGGACGGGAGAUUGUGUCGUUCACACGUGGGACGUCUUGCACGGCGUCGACGUUCAACCCGGAUUGGACCGAACGAGUUUGAUUGUGUGGUUCGAUGAAGUAGCUGAAGGCGAAGGCCAAAACGAAGCAGAAUCGGUAUCUCCGUGGUUGUCCUUGGAGAGCCAGAACGCACCACCAGGUGUCACCACGCUGCAAAACGGAAACGACGUGAGGCAAUUUGUGCUGGCAAGUGCUCUCUCGAGUCUCGAGGGCGACGAAGACACGGAACUCGAGGAAAUCUUGUUGUAUCUGCGCAGUGCCUCUAGGGGAAAUACAUUUGCCCUGACUCGGAUGGGCAGCAUCUGUGACGAAGGGGCACUGUCGUCACCGGAAUUGCAAAAGGAAGCAGUCCAACUCCUGGAUCGGCUUCGACCUUUCAAAAACCUCCCGGAGAUCCUCCAGGGACUUCUCGAGGGAAACGACGCCCAGAACCAACUGGCCUGCCGGUUUUGGUUCGAGGCAUCCCUGAGUGGCAACCCACUGGCACAAAAGGCACUCGCAAACGAGAUCAUGUUCCGGGCCUCGCAGUCCGAAAGGCCGGACCAGCGCUUGCUCGCUGCGGUGUUGUUUGCCCUCGCAUCGCAGCAAGAGGACGAGGACGGACCCUCCGAUUCCCUUUCGCGGGUCAUCGAGCACGACCUUGCGGCGCGCAACGUACAAAGCCAGGAGGAAUUCUUGGCCUCUCCGGUGGUACAGACGGCCAAAGCCGCAUUUGGCGCGGCAUGAGCAAGGUUGCACCAUUGCGCACCUAUCAUGGCGAGACUGCUUUUGGUGGAUUUUCGGUUUGAUUCGACAAAGAUAAUGAUAGUCAGUGUUUUUGCAUACCAAUGUUACUUGCAGUAACUAAUAUGUACUACAAUUAGUUCUGCGUUGUUAAACUUACUUGCAUCAGUGCCAAGUAGAAUUGGUUUUACUGCUACUUGUCAGAGAUAACCUGCAUGAUGCCAUAGAAAUCUACAUGAUGCCACUACUAAUAUGUACCACCAGUUUCACAAUCAUUUGCAAACAGUAUCAACAAAUCCAACCCCAUUGAAGAUUAAGAUAGUGCAUUGGCUACACAGAUGGAAAUUUUGAACUAAUUGAUAUCUCAAGUU
Molecule: messenger RNA, 2569 nt
Organism: Pseudo-nitzschia multistriata
Lineage: Eukaryota; Bacillariophyta; Bacillariophyceae; Bacillariales; Bacillariaceae
Source: the annotation of a GenBank genome assembly